AUGUUUUUACUCCCCCCCCAUCCUUGAUCGAACGAUUGACUGUAAAAAUUCCUAAAAAUUGGGGUAAUUAUCCCCCAUCCUUGAUCGAACGAUUUUCAUAUCAUGCAAAUUUUUAUAUAUAUAGAAUUAUAUUAUUUAUCAAAAGCUUGGGAAGAUGUACCUAAUGAAGUUGUUUUCAGAGCUUUGAGACGACAGAAAGCUGCGGAAUCAACCAUCCGAAGUGAUUUAGCCAUCAUUUAUCAAAUGGGAAGAUGUAACUAAUGAAGUUGUUUUCAGAGCUUUGAGACGACAGAAAGCUGCGGAAUCAACCAUCCGAAGUGAUUUAGCCAUCAACCUAGGCUUAAAAACUCAAUAAUCUAAAAAAUAGAGAUUCUUUAAAAUUUAAAAAAAAAAAAAAAUAUAAUUCAGUAAGGAACAAAUUAAAAUUUAUACAGUUUAAAAGGGUGGCUAAUAAAUCAAAAUAUUAAAAAUUGAUAUUUUAUGAAAUUAAUUCAAUUUUUUGCUUUAAAAAUAAUUAUUAAAUACUCUUAACCCUCUUAUUUAAAAGUAAAUAAAACAAUAUAUAUAUAUAUAUUUUAUUUUAUAUAUAAAUUUUUUUCGAAAAUUUUUUUUUAAACCCCCAUCCUUGAUCGAACGAUGGUGAGUCGUUCGAUCAAAUAUGGGGGGGAGUUAGCGAAAAGAUGUAUCAGGGCAUUUUCAAGCAUGAAGGACUUGGUCUUGAAAAAGGAAUGAUAUAAAGCAUACACUCAGCUAGAAAAAGAAAGAAAAAUAGAAGACCCUGACCUCAUUACUUCGCUGGCUUGGGGGUUAAGCAAUAUCGGUAGGCAUGAUGAAGCAUAUAAGCUCGUCCAAAUGAUGCCAUCUCUUGGCAAAGAGCCAUCAGAAUUAGAAUACACUGCUGCUCUUGAGGCUUCUAUAAAGCAAAAAAACCUUGAUAUGGCUACAAACUUGUUCUACCAGGCCAAAGUUUAUGGAAUUUCUUUUGAUGCAGCUUUAUACGAUUUUUUCAUUGGCAGCUUAUGCAAAGAUCUUGGAAUUAGAAACCUUAAAAGCAUUAUAGAUUAUAUGAAAAAAGACGGCUGCACUCCGUCUAUUUACACUUGUGUAAAUUUAAUGAAAAUAGGCCAUGAGCUAAAUGACAGAGAUUUUGUUAAUGAGAUUGCCAAUGUUGCUAGCUUUCUGAGAAUUAAAAAACUUUUGCCUUGGAGAUUUUUAAUUGUUUUUAAUCAUAAAAAUUACUGAAUAAUUAUUAAUUUAUAAAUUAAAAAAGAGUAAGCAAGCAGAAUACUCCAUACCUAAAAAAAUGAUUGAAAAAUACACAAAGCCUUUACCAGAAAGUAAAACCUCAAAAAAGAUCCAGGAAAAAGAAAAAAAAAUCGAAGCUGAGGGAGAAAAUUUGCAAAACCUAGAAGAAUUAGAUAAAGAGUUGCGGCUGAAAUAUAGUGAUAGAGGAGCAAUAAUAGAUCCAAGGCUAAAUGCAGGAGAUUUCGAAGAAGUAUUUGAUGAAGAGGAUUUUAAUGAAGAAGACUUAGAAGGAGAAGAAGAGGAAACAGAUUAUGAAACAGGGGAAAGUACAGACAGUAGCAGUGAUAGUGAGUAA
Messenger RNA from Blepharisma stoltei, 1600 nucleotides. Lineage: Eukaryota; Ciliophora; Heterotrichea; Heterotrichida; Blepharismidae. The record is from the annotation of a GenBank genome assembly.